This is a messenger RNA of Pyrus x bretschneideri (Chinese white pear), 1840 nucleotides long. Its product is annotated as F-box/FBD/LRR-repeat protein At1g13570. Lineage: Eukaryota; Viridiplantae; Streptophyta; Magnoliopsida; Rosales; Rosaceae. The record is from RefSeq and is a predicted model, not a curated record. The transcript has 5 exons. Gene Ontology annotation, molecular function: protein binding. Bases 259 to 1527 code for a protein of 422 amino acids.
CCUCUUAGCACAAGUCUCUCUCAUCCAUCAACUUUGUUCAGGUCGGUUGCAGAUGGCCUCGGUUAUCCCCUGUACAUUCUUACAGCAAAUUACUUCACUUCAUCCCCAUUUCAUUCACUCCCACUGCGUCUCUGUUGCGACGAAGAUCCUCCGUUUAAUCAGUAAUUCCGUGCUACUUUUUUCUUCGAAUUUUUAUCUCGGAAAAGGAAGCUGACCCCGCUCAAUUUCUCCAUAUUUCAGGACCAAAUUUGAAGUGAAAUGAAGCAAAGACAAACACCCAAGUCCCUUUCCAAAAUGAUGGAGAUGGAUUUGGAUAGAAUUAGCAACCUACCGUGUCAUGUUAUAGAUCAAAUUUUGUCAUGUUUGCCAAUUAGGGAGGCAGUGCGAACAAGUGUUUUGUCGACCAAAUGGAGGUACAGAUCUGCUAUGCUUCCACAGCUUGUGUUUGAUAACCACUGUGUCUCGCCUCAAAACCAAUCAACCUUCGUCAACAUUGUUGAUCAUGUGCUUUUACUUCACAUUGGUCCCGUACACAAGUUCAAGCUGUCAAACAGGGACUUUGUGGCCACUACUGAUAUCGAUCGGUGGAUUCUUCAUCUGUCAAGAAGCUCUAUCAAAGAGUUCAUACUUGAAAUUUGGAAGGGGCAGCGCUACAAAAUGCCAUCAUGCUUAUUUUCUUGCCAGGAUAUGACUCAUUUAGAGUUGUUUAAUUGUUUGCUUAAACCUCCAUCGACUUUCAAAGGCUUCAAGAGUUUGAAGAGCCUUGACCUUCAGCAUGUUACCCUGGCCCAAGAUGUCUUUGAAAAUAUGGUUCUUCAAUGUCCUCUGCUUGAGAAGUUGACUGUGAUGAACUUUGACGGUUUCUCCCAUCUCAACAUUGAUGCGCCAAAUCUCCAAUUCUUUGACAUGGGAGGUAAAUUUGAGGAUGUUAAUUUCAAGAGUACCUCAAAUCUGGCUGUAGUUUCCAUUGGCCUGUAUGAGCAUGUUGGCAACUCCUAUAGACGGGUUCCUAGCAGUUCUAGCAAUCUGCUCAAGUUUUUUGCUCACCUUCCUGGCAUCCAAAGACUUGAAAUUCAGAGUUACUUUUUAAAGUAUUUGGCUAUUGGUCCUGUGCCAGGAAGGCUGCCUAAACCAUGUCUAGUUCUGAACUAUCUUUCUCUACGGAUAAGCCUCAACGAUUUGGACGAGGUCUUGACUGCUGUAUGCAUUUUGAAAAGCUCUCCUGCUCUACAAGAACUAGAAAUUCUGGUCCGCCCAGAAGACUUGACUGUUAGUGGAACAGUUGACCUUCAGUUAGGUGAAAACUGGAACUGCCCUAUCACUCAACUGCGACUCGUGAAACUAAACGGCAUCUCAGGUACCAAACGGGAACUAGAAUUCAUCAGAUUUCUACUUUUGAGUUCACCUGCGCUCGAGAGGAUGACUAUGAAGCCUGCAUCAGUCGACUGUGCUUGGGAGAUAGUUAAAACUUUGCUUCUGUUUAGGCGUGCCUCGGUGCAGGCAGAGAUUCUCUACGUCGACCCAUGAUUCAUCAAUCAGUUUCGACAGGUAAGCAGGAAUGAAUGUAGGUUUGGUGGAGAAGUUUAUGAUGUAUGUUUGUUUGUCUGAGCAAAAUGUGUUUGCGGUCCUCAGUAACCCAUCUCACUAGCCCACCUUAGUAACCCAUCUCACUAGCCCACCUUAAACACAGUCUCUCUCUCAACGUCCAAAUAUCUCUCUCCAACGGUCCGGAUUUCUCUGGAGUGUGACAAGUGCGGAAAAACUUAUCAACCUUUGUUACUACUAUAUAUAAAACGGUAUUAAUUUUCUAAUACAAAACGAUCUUAAUCGACUUUUUCCA